Messenger RNA from Paramecium sonneborni, 262 nucleotides. NCBI's taxonomy places the organism in Eukaryota, Ciliophora, Oligohymenophorea, Peniculida, Parameciidae. The record is from the annotation of a GenBank genome assembly.
AUGGGUUAAUAAAUAGUUGGAAAAUGUAAAUAAUGUGGUCCUGCAAAUGAUGAAAUAUUACCUUAAAUGGAAAUCUAAAAAGAGAUUAAGAGUGAAGUCAUAAAAAGUUUAAAAUAAAAGUUAGAGGAAUUCGAUUAAUUUGCAAUAUAAAAGGUGACUACUUAUAGUUUAAAAUUUGAUGGAGUAUUUAGAAAAUAAGAUAUAAUAAAAGAGAAAGUAUGCAAUAAAGUAAAAAGGUAAUAGAUUCGCUGGGUUUAGUGAA